AAGCUGUUGACUCAAUCGUUCCGCCGAGUUAUUUUCGACAACUCACAUACUACGUGCGUGUCGUGUUUCGUUCAACGUGCAGCUUCAGCUGGACAGUCCUCGGAUUAAUUUACAAGAUGUCAACCGCGAAGUACAUGAGUGGAUUUUCGGACGCGAUGGAUUGGCGUCCUGUUGAAUUCGUUGACCUUCCUUCUGUUCACUCGUGUUCUUUAUGUCAUGUAGUGCCCAGAGAGACUUUCAUCCCGGCAUGUUCCCACUCGCUCUGUAAUCACUGUUACCAAACAGUUCUCCAAGGCAGCGGACUCUGCCCCUUGGACGGCGAAAUGGUUCUAGAAGAGGAAGUGCAGACACUUACUUUCAAACCGAGUGAUCUUAAGAAACAGAAAAUGCGCUGCUGCAAUUUCCACUAUGGAUGCGACUUCAUUGGGGAUGUGGACGCAGUGAAGGAUCAUUUCUUGAGCGACUGUGCUUUCCAUAUUGCGACGUGCAACAGGUGCAAUACUGCUGUGCCGCGCCGCGAUAUCGUCCAUCAUUACACUGAACAACGAUGUCAGAGGGGGCGUCAGUCAAACUGCGGUGGAAACCCAGUCAGCAGCAACAGGAACAUUCUCGGUAGUGAAAGGAAGGAAGACAUUGCACUGAAAAUUAUGAAAAUGACCUCGCUUGAUCACAUUGCAAGAGGCGCUUAUUCAAUUACAACAGAAAGCGAAUCUUCGUAUUCGCCGCCGUUGUUAUAUGCAGAUCUUUCUCCAAGCCAACCAACCACAACUACAUUUUUGGGACAUCAGGAACAAAGAUCCGUAGAAAGGAAAGAGGUAGCUAAAAAUGUGACGUCGCCGACGACUACUCAUGAAACGCUGAAAGAGGAUAACAGCUCGAUCAGACUGGAAACUGAGAAGAUCAUGAAGGAACUCAACGAAAUACAAGCAAAGCUAGACAGAGCCGAACAUAUUGCAAAGUGUGGAACCAAUGAAGCAUGGUGCCACGUUCAGGGCUUUCAGCAGUUUCAUCAAGAAGCUUUGGACAAUAGAGUGGCUCGUCGCUGGACGGAUGUUUUCGUAGUGUGUGGCUAUUCGGUAAAGCUGAAAUUGGAACUGAGGAGUAUCCGCGGCGAAAUGUACCUUGGACUCUAUCUCAGCAUCUGUAAAAGUUCGAGAGAUUCGAUGCUGAAGUGGCCACUUUUAAAUUCUCACUACUUCGUUCUGUUACACCCAACUGAACCCGAGAAGAACAUGCGAAUGUAUUUGGACAGCACUGAAACUUUGGACAGCACUGAAACGGAUGGUGUUCCGAUUUGUAGGAUGAGGCCCACCACUCCGUGCAACCAGUGUUACGGUGAACAGAAGUUUUGCAGACUCGGCGACAUCAACCGCGGUGGCUAUAUUUGUGAUGACUCGGUCUGUGUCGGCGUCGAGUUGACAGUCGUAGAUGAACCAAUGGACGAAUGGCAAUGGAUGAAUAGGGCAGUUAUGACGUGAAAACACUAGUUUACUUUCCCAGCACUUUACACACCUAGAAGUUGACACUGGCUCGCUGAUUUUAUUCUUGAAUUUAAUAAACUCAUGACUAUUGCGACGCGUU
Ornithodoros turicata is the source of this 1581-nucleotide messenger RNA. RefSeq lists its product as uncharacterized. Gene Ontology annotation, molecular function: protein binding. The coding region runs from base 117 to 1478 and encodes 453 amino acids. The transcript has a single exon. NCBI's taxonomy places the organism in Eukaryota, Metazoa, Arthropoda, Arachnida, Ixodida, Argasidae. The record is from RefSeq and is a predicted model, not a curated record.